AUUGAAUAAUUUCACUUGUUUCAGGUAUUCCAAGAGCAAAUCGAAGUCCCACGAUAGUUUUAGAUGAAUUGAUAAACUAUGCUGAACGGGAACAAAGCGAAGAAGAUGCUUCAACUGCGGCGCAACAACCUUUUGAACAGCCAGAUGAUGGUCAGAAUGGUCUUGGGCAGCUUCAAGCGCUGGGUCCUAUGAUUUCGAAUAUUGUUCAAGACCUUGAGUCAUCUCUUGACGAUGUUAGAAAUAUCAGGGCUAAUAAUAUAUCGGGAUCACGACCCGGUAUGCUGAGCAGUUUUUCACAGAGGAUGGAUAAUAUAAUGGCCAAUUCGGAAAACAUGUUAAGGAAUAUGAGAAGUUUUGACCGUUUACCCAGUGGGCCCACCGAAAGCGCUAGAUCUACAACAGAAAAUGAACCACGUUGGAAUUUCAAUGAUCCGGGAUUUUAUGUCCGAGAUCUUCGAACUGAAGCCUCAAACAAUAUGGAGACUGAAGGUACCACUAGUCCAGGGAAUAUGCAGGAUAUGUUUGGAUAUAUGCACGCAGUAACCACAGACCAUACAUAUCCUCGCAAUCCAAAUAGAACCGGUGCUAUUGACAGAGUGCCGCCCCUUUUUAAUUCAUUACAAUUUACUGUCUCCUACAUAAAUUCGCAAUCCAGGCUUUUAAGGCGCAGGGUGGAGAGCAUUGAAAGAAUCGACCGWGCCAUGGUAGAAGUAGGUCAACUACAACUUAUGAGAAACUUGGUAGCAGAAAUGGUAAGACAUAUUCGGUCUUCAGCGGUAGAAAGUCGAAGCGCAGGUGUAUCUAGUGUUCGGCAAAUGAUGGCAGGUACAAGAAUUAGUGAUACAAGUCCAACUGAAUCUCCAAAUGAAGAUGGGGGAAAUAUGGGCAACCAGACCAGACCACAACCCGAAGUAGAAAAUCCUCAACCUGGUCCAAGCUCAAGUACUGAUCAACCAGGCCCUACUGCAGGCACUAGUACAGGAACUUCGCGUCGCAGUAUGAAUAGAAAAACUUAUCCACCUUCCAGAUAUGUGAGAUUACCCAGAAGUAGUCCUAGACGGUCAUUAGUUAAUUGGUUUGCCAGAUAUGCCCCAUCUCGGGGAGAACGCGGUAAUAGACAAAGUAGAAGUGGGUCAGCUCGUCCGCCUCCAGUACCUACUUCUAACAUAGGAUCACAUAAUGUAUUCAACUACACAACUAUCAGUCCUUCCACGUUAACCCUAAUGACAAGACGGCUAGAGCGGUUGUUGACCGAACAGAUGAGAGUAUUGACCAGGACGCAAGACCCUCCUAGUUCGCCUUCUUGUCAGUCGAAUGUAACUGUAGACUUAGGCGAACAUAUCUUAGCAUUAAGACUACACGGCUGCUUUAUGCGCAUGCACCGAGUACUGGGCAGUAACAUGAACCCUAGUCUGCUUCGAUGCUUAACAUCAGAUCGGCGUGGAGCUGCUGUCACUCAGGAUGGUGCUGUCAGAUAUUCGGUUCGUCACACAUUAAGUCUCAUUGUGGAUGGGAUGAGUCGUUACAUUGAAGAAUUAGGUAAUGGUACAAUAUCGAACAGCAUGCGACUUCAGAUACAUGCUGUUCUGGCUAUGUCAGUCCUCUUGGCGGAAGUAGUGCUGCUGCAAGUUGUUGACUCAAUUCCGGCCUUUCCUGGCACCAAUAUGAACGCCAUGCAAAGCGCAUUGACAGGUACUGCUGACGGCACCUACCUCCGAUUGUUCAACAACAGAGUAAGACAAUCAUUUUUUUAUUUCAUUUAUAAAUAAUG
Messenger RNA from Dendroctonus ponderosae (mountain pine beetle), 1771 nucleotides. RefSeq lists its product as uncharacterized. The record is from RefSeq and is a predicted model, not a curated record. Lineage: Eukaryota; Metazoa; Arthropoda; Insecta; Coleoptera; Curculionidae. The transcript has 8 exons. The coding region runs from base 189 to 1769 and encodes 526 amino acids.